UGUGAGCCUAUCGGAAUAUGCAUUCUUCGUUCUGAUUUAGGUCAUUUGCAAUUAUGAGGCUUUGCUCAGUAAUUUCAAUUACCCAAUACAUAAGCCAACUUUAAAGAAACGAACUGCACUUCGUCCGUGACGGAUAUAAACGAAAAUGGACAGUGAUCAGGCAAAGGACAACACUUCUAAAACCAAGGAAAAGACAAAUAAUAAAUCUGCAGAACCAUUAGGACUAACUACAAAAAUUGCUCUCGAAACAUUACAGCGUGAUAUUAAAAGAGUUUUACAAGAAUAUGAAGAAGACUACAGAAAACACAAAAAAUAUAAAGUUUGGCUAAAAGAUACUUUACAUCAUCGUAGUCAAUACACAACACUUUGCUGGACUUCAGCAAUUGCACUUUUGAUUAAUGCCAUUAUUCUUAUUGUUGCAUCCUUCACAAUGGACGAUACACGGUAUCAUACACUGCCUUAUGAAGGGCUGAGUGUCUGUUGUUUAGUAGUCUUAAAUUUUGCUUUAGUUGUAUCAGAUAAUAAAUUACGACACGAAGAAAUCCCUCACAGAGUACGAAUUCUUGUUGACCAACUAGAAGUUGCAAAAACUACUUCCCAAUGGAAUCCUGAAAAUUAUCCACAUUUAUGCAGUCCGCUGUCUCCUUGUUUAACUCUACAGUGGACAUACCGCGAUAGUCAUAUUGUGAAUUUACCAUGGGCGUUAUUAGUUGCUGGAGAUAUAAUUGUAAUUAAACCAGGACAACAAGCGCCUGGAUACUGCGUUCCUUACGAUGAUCCAGAUGCACCAGCAUUACAUGCAAGGGAAGUUUAUAGUCCACAAAUUCAUAGUGCCAAUGAAAUUUUCUCAACGCCGCAAGCACGAGCACCAUUGAAAAAUAAAAUUUAUAGACUUCAAGAAACGCCAUAUUUAACGAAUCUAAGAAUGGCUCUCGAUCAAGCUCUUGAUAGACCGGUCACGUAUCACAACCGCAAACGGCAUCUUUUAAUGAUUUGUUGCAUCGAACAACUAGCCUACCCAGUUCUUUUAAUUAUCGUAUUAAUCGUAAAUUUGUUCCGAUACUUGUAUUUGUCAGAAUACUUCGGUGUUGGGUACUGGAACGAAAUGUUCUUGCUGCAACCCAUUGCUAUUAGUAUUCCUUUACUUCCGUUAGUAUUUCCGAUUUGUUGGAUUUUUUUGAACUGUUUCGGAAUGGCACGAUUUAAAGCUUUGUUCAAACUUUAUCAGUCUUCAAAGAAACUUCAGUUUGUGGAUCCUUUCGAGGAUACGGAUAUCUCGGGUCCUAGUUAUCCAGAAGUAGUGUAUAAUUGGUUGGAAUUGAGAGAAUAUUUUUUCAAUAUUCUCUUUGGUAAAGAGCAUAUGAUGUCGAGGUCAGCAAGUAUUCUUCACGUUUUAGGAUCAGUUACGGCGUUAUGUUGCGUGGAUAAAAAAGGAAUUCUUUCGUGGCCUAAUCCAACCGCGGAGAAAGUAUUUUUUUUACGCAAUGCCAAUACUUUGUCCCCAUCUUCAAGUACUGGUAGUUUAGACAGAAGUUCCGAACCUCAGUGCCAUAACAAAACUGAAGAUUCCAAAGAGUAUUCGAAUAAAACGUCCUAUGUACAACAUGAUAUGUCUCAUUCGACAGCCGAAGUUUUGGACCUUACUCAUGAUCACGCCUUACCAUUUCGUCUACAAUUUGAUGAUCACUCUUGGAGGCAACACUUGAAUUCAUUGAAACCGCUAGGUCUAGCAAUUCUACUCAACACAUGUAACAUGGACACCCAAGAACAUUACAUGCAGUUCUGUUGCCAUGUCACUUGUGAGGCUCUGUACAAUGAGAAUCUUGUACCAGUUACGAAUAGACGCUACCAGGAUCACAGUGUAGAAGAUAAGAGUGGGUAUGAGGCAAAAGAUACAAUGCAAAGUUCAAGACAGGUGUAUUUAGUCGACGAAUCGGGGAGCCUUGGACAGAUGUGGUGUCUAUGCGAGUUAGCGAAGCAGAUAGGUUUCCAAGACCAGGCGCAACACAUAUUCCAGUUAGAGCAACAACUAUCUACGUUCAGACACGUACAACCAGAGAUGGUUCGACGAGAUAUUAAGUUCGCACGGUCUUUGAGUAUCGCAACGAAACUGAAAUUUCCUUUCCCCCAUAUGGUUGCCGUGGUAGUCAAAGAACGAACUGGGGGUGGUUUGCAAUUGUUGACACAAGGUACAGCGGAUAUAAUUUUGGAUUCUUGUAUCGAAUAUUGGGACGGUCACGAUCUCUGUCCGCUUUCUGCGUCCGACAGGAAAAAAGUACAAGACUUUUAUCAAAGGACGAGUUUAACGUCGUAUUGCACUGCGUUUGCAUACAGACCGUUGACGCGUGGUAUAAACAAAAAAAUGUCUAAAAUAUACUUGGAGCUUCCUGCAGAUAGCAAACAUUUAUACACGCCUCACAGAAGUCCUACGCCGUUACCUUGGGACUUUAGAAAUGUUCUCGAUCCCAGGGUAAAAGGGAUACUUGGACAAUUUCAUUCGACUGAUUCCUUAUUGUGCAGUGAAAACAAAGACGACAAUGUGAGCGACGUUGAAAGUUGUUUCGAUAUUCAAUGUAACCAAGUCUUUAUCGGAAUGGUGACGAUGCAAUACCAAGCGCAAACGGAUAUGGUGCAAUUGAUCGAGCAACUCGACAGAGCCUGUAUCCGUUUCGUGCAUUUCAGUAAAGAGAACGAGCUGAGAUCCCGCGUGUUUUCGGAGAAAAUGGGCCUCGAAAGUGGAUGGAAUUGUCAUAUAUCGUUGCUCAGUGAACGAGCUAGGUCCGAGAGUCCAGUGGGUUGGUGGGUGAGCCAGGCAGCAGCCAUGUCCUCACCCACGCCCUCGGCCCAAUCUCAUCAGCAUAAUUACUCCUGCAUGGAUGAGGCCAGCCACUUGCUUAAUCGUGUCUCUCCUCGCACGAAUUUGGACAACAGCCGCGCCAUGAGUAUGUCGGCACCGAGCGCUAUAAACACAGAUUUCUCUACUGUAAAAUUCGACGAUGAGACUACGGAGUGGAACGAUACAGGACUGUCUCAAGUUAAAAGCGCUAUGAGCCACAGAGAACAGGAUAAUACAGUGAGAAGCGAAGAUAGUGUACUUGUGCAAAGUGUAGAUUUAGGAUCCGGACAAGAAGCAUGGCGAUCGUUGAGUUGUCUCACAGACAGUACCGAACAGAGUGCUCCCGUGAACUUUGAUCUAUCGAACAGGGCGAAACUACCGAGAGGCAUUGAUAAGAUUCGCCCUCAUAUCGAAUUAAUAGACAACGUACCUCUCUUGGUGUCUUUGUUUACUGACUGUAACACUGCUGUUACGAGGGAAAUGUUGCACAUCAUGCAAGACUACGGAGAAGUUGUUUGCGUCCUAGGCUCCUCUGCCAAUGCAGAGAACAUGCCUAUUUUUAUGCAAGCAGAUGCAGGAGUGGCUGUAGAACCGUUGUAUCCACAAGUUUGCCAACGAGUUCCUGUAUUAUCCGCGACGAGGGAAGAUCAGGGUCCAUCUCCAAUUGAUUUGAGUAGAGCAUUAAAUUCGAUAGCUUGCUCUUUAAGCGUUAAACGCGAAGAUCCGAUUGCGGUAUUCCAUUUGAUUAUGGAGGCUCGUCAUUACAUGAAGUGCCUUUGGAAUUGCGUACAAUUUUGGCUCUGUUGUACGGUUACCCUCUCCUUCACUCAAGCUGUAUCUGGUUUUUUACUUUUACCGCCCUUGUUCUCCGUCGAUCAAGUCUUAUGGUUGAGUUGUUUAGUCAUUCCAAUGUUAUCGAUAUCCAUGAUCGCUACACCAAAGGAUACUACUAUAAUGCAGCGUGCUACAGGCAAAAAUCAGUGUACCGUGAAUGGUCAGGUCGCAUUGUUCGUCCUGUGGUGUUACGGUAGCAAAUUCCUACCGACAGUUUUAACGAUAGUCUUUUCACAAUGCAUCUCGUUCUUGACUUUGUGCCCCACUUACACAACGACAGAUUCCAAGUGCCUCUACGUGUACCCUGAUGCACGUGGGGAGGCCUCCUGGGGCGGUUGGGGUGCGAAACCAAACGUAAUUUUAGUGGUACAACAUUUUGCUUUGACGCUGUUAGUUUUACAUUUAGUAACGAUAUCCAUAGGCUUUGUACAUAGAGAGUAUUCUAUUUGGAAGAAGCAACCAUUUAACAACUUCGUAUGGUUAUUAAGUGCAUUUAUAGCAUUGGCCGCACAAGCAGCAUUCUCAGGGACUGUAUUCUGCAAUUUUUGGAAAGAGGAGGGUCAAAAUAUCAAAGACUUUCCUAUUCAUCUUCCUCUAUUUUUCUUAGUCUCGUUGCCCUUCAUCUUUGCCGUUAAUGAAUUAGUUAAAUGGCAAGAAAUUAAAGUGAAUGUAAGGUAUCAGAAGAGGGCUCGGUUAGAGUUUGGUACGAAGCUUGGAAUGAAUUCGCCAUUUUAAAACGUUAAUCUGAAGUAAAAUGGGAAGCCAUAGGCACGAAGUACAGAUAAAUGAAACCAUAAAUGUGAACGGGUCGACUGUAAUCAUGGUUAUGAAAAUUGGAAUACUCAAAUGUCGCAUAAUACUGCUGUAUUACACUGUGAAAAUUGCCAGAAUUUUUCCUUAAUUUAUUAGGUAUUUAUUAUAAAACCAUACAUACUAAAGACUAACAAUUAUCCAAGAGUGUAACUUUAUUUAGAUAACGUUACAGUCAAUAUAUAUAAAUUAUUUCGGAUAGUUAUAAAUUGUUCGACACUUUAAAAGUGUUUUAAAUCUUCUAUUUAAAAAUUGAAAUGCAGGAAAUUUUACAGCCUUGCAAAACUAAAUGUGGUAUAUUAGCACUUGAUACAAGACACUUUUAAAACGCAUAGAAUUGUUUUCGUAACGCGAUAAAUAAAUGUCAAAGUAUUUCUAUUUUUGUAUAAUACGUAUAUAAUAUUUUACAUUUUAAGAAUUGAUAUGUUACAAAGCGUAACAUCUACUAUUUCGAGCUUACGAGGUAUUCAUGUACUUAACUUUUAUUCUGAAUAUUGUACACGAAUGGUGUGCGAUAUUCCUUCGUAGUUUUAAUUCGCGUAAUUGCUACAUAACUUCGCGACAUUUUUUGUGAAAAAAUAAAAUCCAUUGUCGUGCAUUUUAUUAAAUUACUCGAUCACUGAACUCGGUACAAAGAUUAAAAAAUUUUAUCUAAAUUCGAUACAUUCUAAUCACAUAAAAAUCAAAGGUUGUGUGUAGCACGAUAAAUUAUUUAUUUGUAUUUGAAUUUUUCUUACUUGAGAGCGCUGUUUUGGGUAGCAACGAUUUUAAAACGUUAUAGAAUAUAAAGCAUUAUAAUAUUGCUGCUAUUUAGAUUUAAUUAUUUUAGUAUUAUUCGUAACAAAUACGUGCGAAUAAGAUAUUUGAGGCUUUCACGGCUCGAUUCUUCACGAUUGAUAAUUGAUACUAACCGAGACUUCAGGGUUGUUUAUUUCAAAGGUCAAGUUACACACUGGCAAUGGGCGUGAGUCGUGUAGCUCAGGUCGUUUAUUAGUACCUGUUUUAUGACGGAUUUUACGAUUGGUCGAGUAAAUAAUCAUAACGACACCUUCUGUUGGUGAAUAGUGAACCGUGCCACGAGGUCGGUCAUAGGCAAUGAACAGUGAUAUAAACACGGUGUAUAAUUUGAUUUCUGAAGAAGCUAGUUGCAAUGUUGGUUAAACGUUGAAAAAGCCUCGAUUAGUAUUAAACAAGAAAUACGUACGAAUAUACUAUAUUCUUUCGAUCUUGUUGUGUUCCUAUAGAAAGUAAUUUAUUUUUAGAAAUUGAACUAGGAUCCUGCUUCAGUCAAUAUUUCGAGCAUAUCUAUUUUGCAUGACUACAUAGCUAUACUUAUUUUACAUACACGUUUUUAAUAAGAGCUUCAUGAGUUACUACACUUUGUGGUUAAAAGCUGAUAGAAAAGUUCAAAUAGAAAACCAUUACAUGAUAUAAGAAAUAUCGCAACAUUUUGGUGUACAUUGUAAUUUAUGUAAUUUGUGAUAAAAUGUUAUCUAGCGUUUAAUUUAAACUGCAUCCUGUUCUCUUUUUUUUAUAAAUCACUUAUAUUAAACAGAAUUUUAUACACUUACGUAUUUCAGUUUCAUUGUGCAUACCAUUUGUUAUAUAACAAUGUAUAGUUACAUGGUGAACUAUAAUAUGUAUAAAGCAUUUACAGUCCGAGCUUCAUUGAGGUAGAUGAAUAAUUGUGAUUGUAGAGAAUGUAUUUUCUCUGAAUUGUUACUUUACAUGUAUUAUUAAAAUUUACGUUUGACUUUUAUAAAAAUGAUUAGGAAAUUUAAAUGAAUGUAAUUGAUUGUGUAAAGUGAUUUUGAAGUUGAAAAUAAAACUUCUCUUGAUAUA
Molecule: messenger RNA, 6322 nt
Organism: Hylaeus anthracinus
Lineage: Eukaryota; Metazoa; Arthropoda; Insecta; Hymenoptera; Colletidae
Product: transmembrane protein 94
Exons: 26
Coding region: 146-4405 (1419 amino acids)
Molecular function (GO): nucleotide binding
Source: RefSeq, a predicted model, not a curated record